GCCGAAACUAGUGCGAGCCUCAAUUCGAGUACCUCUCAUCGACUUUUCGAUCGUUGCGAUUCGAGUGAUAGCGGCAGCGAAUCCUUAGGGGGAACCGUGUAUUCAAAAGACACCUCCAUGACUUCUCCAAAGAUGACCGUCUCGGGUUCUAUCGCUGACAGCAAGCUCGACUACGAGACAUGGCCAGAAUUGUCCGUAGUAUUUCCUGAAAUGGAGGACGCGGCGAACGGCAAUAAAGAGAAUGUUAUCUCCGACAUGUGCUACCAAAUACGCGAGGACCUCCUUGAUCAUGAGCGCAGCGCUGCCAGAGAUUUUCGUUUAGUGUGC
This is a messenger RNA of Cooperia oncophora, 327 nucleotides long. The record is from the annotation of a GenBank genome assembly. NCBI's taxonomy places the organism in Eukaryota, Metazoa, Nematoda, Chromadorea, Rhabditida, Trichostrongylidae.